UAUUAUGCGUUUUUCCACAAGAACUUCCCUAACUAUCAACAAAUAUCUUGAGGAGUUUCCAGGUCUAGUGCAUUUCAUCUAUAUCGACAGAAAUACCCACAGACUUGUGGCGCCUACGCUUGACUUCACGAGCACGGAAACGCUCGCUCUCACAAUGAAAAAAAUUUGGAACAUGGUUGAGCAAAGUAGAAUGCAUUUACAAGAGGGUCAUCUGUCAGUUAUGUGGAAAGACACUACAUUCAAUUACUCUUACUUUUUAUGGUUUGAAGAUAAUUCUGUAUGUGCAGUUUUCUUAUAUUUUUAA
Molecule: messenger RNA, 304 nt
Organism: Trachymyrmex septentrionalis
Lineage: Eukaryota; Metazoa; Arthropoda; Insecta; Hymenoptera; Formicidae
Product: Hermansky-Pudlak syndrome 1 protein homolog
Exons: 2
Coding region: 5-304 (99 amino acids)
Biological process (GO): vesicle-mediated transport
Cellular component (GO): BLOC-3 complex
Molecular function (GO): guanyl-nucleotide exchange factor activity
Source: RefSeq, a predicted model, not a curated record